Molecule: messenger RNA, 4343 nt
Organism: Oncorhynchus nerka (sockeye salmon)
Lineage: Eukaryota; Metazoa; Chordata; Actinopteri; Salmoniformes; Salmonidae
Product: ras-related protein Rab-3C-like
Exons: 5
Coding region: 91-741 (216 amino acids)
Biological process (GO): protein secretion; protein localization to plasma membrane; regulation of exocytosis
Cellular component (GO): plasma membrane; synaptic vesicle; endosome
Molecular function (GO): GTP binding; GTPase activity; myosin V binding
Source: RefSeq, a predicted model, not a curated record
GCGGAGCAUCUCUGGGUAUCACUCGCUGAAUUGAACACAACACAUUUGGAAAUCUGUUUGUCAUUUAGUGGCACGCUCCAGGACGCACCUAUGCAGAUGGCUGCAACACAGCAAGAGGGCUCGGACCAGAACUUUGAUUAUAUGUUCAAACUGCUUAUCAUCGGCAACAGCAGUGUAGGAAAAACUUCCUUUCUCUUCCGCUAUGCCGAUGAUUCCUUCACCUCUGCUUUCGUCAGCACUGUGGGCAUAGAUUUCAAAGUGAAAACAGUCUACAAGAACGACAAGCGGAUCAAACUACAGAUAUGGGACACAGCGGGUCAGGAGCGAUACCGGACCAUUACCACAGCAUACUACAGAGGAGCUAUGGGCUUCAUCCUGAUGUAUGACAUCACCAACGAGGAGUCCUUCGGUUGUGUACAGGACUGGUCCACCCAGAUUAAGACGUACUCAUGGGACAACGCCCAGGUAAUCCUGGCGGGGAACAAGGCUGACAUGGAGGAGGAGAGAGUGGUGUCAGUGGAUAGUGGUCGAAUGCUGGCCGAACAGCUUGGGUUUGAGUUCUUCGAGACGAGUGCCAAGGACAAUGUCAACGUAAAACAAACAUUUGAGCGUCUCGUCGACCUCAUCUGCGACAAGAUGUCCGACAGUUUAGAGACUGACCCGUCUGUCACCACAGGAACGUCCAAUGCUAGGCUAACUGACAACCCUCCUCCCUUGCAGCAGCCCAACUGCGGUUGUUAACCAGGAAAAUGACAACAAUCUAAGACGUAUGAGAUUGCCAAAAUAUUGUAUUAUCCCUUAGGUAGAUAAUACCUUAAAUUGUAUUAUUCUUCAUAUCUGACUUCUGAUGUGCCUAGUACAUUUUUUCAGAUUUUUUUUAUGUUUCAAAUUGUCUGACACAUAUGUUGUACGUUCACAAAACUGAAAAAUAGACAUGUACAGUAAUGCCAUGUCAGUAUGCGAUGACCAUGAGUCACUAAUGUCACGUCAGUCGGUACAUUUAUCUAUUUAUUUAUAUAAAACAGAAAUACAGGAUCUUCUAUAUACUAUAUUAACCAGAGAAAAUAGUGUGUUGUUUAUGGAAUGCUCUGUCAAUGACAUGAUGAUCUGUGUAUGGUUAAGUUGCCAGUUCCCUCUUGCAUAUCCUGUAUUUCCUCCCUCCCACUAUUUCUGCUGUGUGUGUGUGUGCGUGUCACUUUUAAGCAUUGAACAUUACCAUAAAAAAGUAUUACCUACCUUACGAAAGUGAUGCCUUUCAGUUAGUUGUUUGUAUAUUGUUUCAUAUUUUUUCCAUCGCCACACUAGAUGUGAAACCCAUGUGAUUAUCUGUGGUUAGAAUGGACCAAUGUGAUUAUCUGAGGUUAGAAUGAACCAAUGUGAUUAUCUGUGGUUAGAAUUGACCAAUGUGAUUAUCUGAGGUUAGAAUGGACCAAUGUGAUUAUCUGAGGUUAGAAUGGACCAAUGUGAUUAUCUGUGGUUAGAAUGGACCAAUGUGACUAUCCGAGGUUAGAAUGAACCAAUGUGAUUAUCUGUGGUUAGAAUGGACCAAUGUGACUAUCCGAGGUUAGAAUGAACCAAUGUGAUUAUCUGUGGUUAGAACCAAUGUGAUUAUCUGUGGUUAGAACCAAUGUAUUUAUCUGUGGUUAGACAGAUGCAUGGCUUUAUUCUCAGGAUAUUAAUAAAGUAGUUUGUUCAGUGACUGUGGAUUAGCUGCCAUAGUAUAACAGUUGUCUAAUACUAACAUGUACUAUAUUGUAGGAUAGGUAGGUAGUCAUGAUAAUAAUGCCAGUGUGGUAUUUAACAGUUUACUUUAUUAAAUAAGUGGUACAUUUAAUGUGGCUGUAAAGUGGUAUGAUUACUAACCCGAUGACUGUUGUUUGAAAACAGUAUGCAUCUGUGAGUGCAGAGAACAGUUUCUGAUGUGUUUCUCAAUGUUAUAUCUAUGUACAAGCAAUGGUCUGUGCAAUACUGCCAACUGGUCAGUCAUCUGGAGUAACUAAGACCUAAUCAUUUCUGCAGUGCGGAAUCCAUUGUAGGUCAUCCUCAGUUGUCAGCCGUACGUUUCAGUCUGGGUUUACGGAUGUCCUCAAAUGGGUUCCGUACUGCAGUGCUAGGUCCAGUGCUGCGACUGUUAAUGAAAUGGUCCUAAAUUAACAGCAGAAAGCUCAUAAUAAUGCCAGUUCCUGGAACAAUACAGAUUGAGAGACAUUGUGAGACGUACAGAGAACCCAAGGAGAGGUCCCAGACAACUAUUUCAGGGAUGUGAGUCACGGCAUCAAUAUUUCAAAAGUCUGACCUGACUUGACUACAGGAUUAUGAAUAAGGAGCCACUUCCAUAAUUCAUACCAUCUCAUUCUCUGGACUUCACCUCAAAUACUUUUUAUUAGAGACACUCCUUAUUCACCAUUCAUUUACUGUACUUGCAGUAAUGUUUUACUUCUGUUUUCGACUCUGUUACUUUUCUAUUGUUAUAGAAAAGUUCCCUUGAAGAAACCAGAGACAGUUAUCCUAAAUGGACCCCUACGUGCCAAUGUGCUAUAAAACAAAUAGAAAGGAAGCUGUUUUUAGGUGUUGUGAGAUUAUUUUGUGAAAAAGGGUAUGUUACUAUUAGCUAGACCAAGUGUCAUGCCAAAUAGUGUCUUGUAGAAAAUGCUGCAAUCGAUUGUUGCACUUGUGAAAACGAACUGCCUCUGAAUCGUUGCAUUUUCAGUAGCAAACUAUUUUUAGCAGCACACUUGCAUGAAAUUGUGCAAGAUCUAUUUCUAUAUAUCUAUAUCGGUAUACUUAUUGUAUUGUAUUUGUGCACCUUCAGGUCUCGUCUUGAGGUGCAAUGGGCCAAUAAGUGCAAUAUUUUAAAAGCCUGUUUCUCUGUGAAUAGCCAUCAGUCUGUGCCAUGCAUAACUGUUAGGAUUGAAUUCCUUUUUACGAGUGGUGUGAGUAGGGGUUCAAUGGCCAGGGGCGUAGUGGAAAGUCUCCUACUUUUGUAGCAGAAAACGUAAGACGAGUCCUAAUAGUGGAACAAGAGAAAGCAAGUUCCGAUGUCUUCCCAACUGAACCCCAGUGGGCAUGAUUGUGACGUGUGAUAGUGAGAAAAUGCAGCCUGUCAGAAAGCCAAGUCAUUUUCUCACAAUGUCAACACUGUUAUCUAAAGACGGGAAACCUCUCUAGAUGGUUCCGCUGCCAAGACAGUUGUCGACAAAGUGGUAGAGAGAAUGCUGUACGUGUGAAUGAGAGAGAAUUCUAUGUGUGAUUGGCUGCCUCCCCUUGUACAUUCAUCCACCUCCUUGAUGAAAUAUAUACUAUUUGUUGUUUUAUAGACUUCAGCAUGUGUACAGCUUUAUAUUGUGUUUUCUGGUGCAGUAACAACAGCCCUCUUCGUAUGCGGGAAGAUAUUGAAGUGUUGUCUGUUCAGCUUCUGUGAAACAUUGAGACAGAGAUGAAGCCUUACUACGGUAUAUGCAGUAUAGACAGAAACAAGACAAACUGGUUAAUAACAGAUCACUUUAGCCUUUGUUAUUGAAUAAGUCAUAAACGGCAUUGUCAUUCCAUUCAUAACACACACAAAAAGAGAAACAGCGUACUUCUCUGUAUACCAGGGGCUCUAAUGAUAACACACUGAUGAUCAAAUGUUGACCCCUCUUAGGUUAAUUGGCACUCUACUAUGUACAGUACGGUGUCCUUGACAGCAGGUCACUUUCCCUUCACCUUUUUGAAACAAUUGUUUGUAGUGCGCUGCUCCUCGGUCUGGCAUUUUCUGCUUUGUGAACGUGGAGAAGCCAGUUCAGAGAUCCUAGCCUGCCCUAUUCUGCCGUCGCAUCUGUUCAAGUGUAACGCCAGCUGCUCACCUCACCAAUAUUCUCUGGGACCUUUCCUCCAUGUAGCCUAACACAAUUAGAAUUCAAGCGGUGAACAAACCCUCAAAAGCCUCUCACUAAUUCACCAUACAACUGCUAAAUGUCGUUUUCUCCUGCUGUUCUUUCACACGUUCUCAACAUGUCUGUACUGUAGCUGGGAGUGUUUGAAUCGGACUCUUCGGCUGUAGAGACACACUGGUAGUAAUAAAACGUGUCAAUGGCGUGUCUGGUAAAAAAAACAAGUCAAGCGGUUUCUUUGAAUUCUUGAUUUGUAUAAUAGCUAUCCUAUAACAGAAAAUGUUUGCUGUAUCUCUUUUGAGUCUUCAGAUGGACCUAAACUGAUAAUACAUCAUUGUACUAUUAUAGUGACCUACAGUAUUCUAUUUUCCUUGUAUGAACUACAUGAGCUGGAUAUUUACUUUUAUGUGUAUGUGACAUGAUGUAUUACACAGGUGUUUUCAAGAUGACAAUAAAAAUAUACAAAUUGUA